This is a messenger RNA of Penicillium salamii, 4230 nucleotides long. The record is from the annotation of a GenBank genome assembly. Lineage: Eukaryota; Fungi; Ascomycota; Eurotiomycetes; Eurotiales; Aspergillaceae.
AUGACUUUUCUCGACCUGGACAGUUCUUACAAAGAGGGCCAAUGGCAACGGUCUCCAAUCAAGCAAGAUGUGAAUUCCGACUGCCAGCAGAAUCGGAAAACCUCCACCUUUUACAGCACCGUUUGGGCAAUUCUCCUCAACAAAUUCACCACAUCUGAAGGUGUGAGCUUUGUUUACCAGGAAAACAAACCUCCCGGAGAAUUCACAACCAUACGCGAUGUGUCAAUGGAGCCUCAAACCUCCAUCACCGAUCUACUGGAUCAUCCAGCAGCCUUGACGGAGAUUGGUCAAGGCCAUCUCCCUUGUAAUACUGGGGUUGUAGUUGACAUGCAAGAUGUUGAUAUCCAACCUAUGCCUCCAUUACAGGUUCUUUUAUUUGCAAACACCACUUCUUCGGAGUUAUGGCUGCUGUAUUCGCCAGAUGUCGCCUCGUCGCACGUCGAAAACCUCGUUUCGUUGGCCGAACAGAUCAUCCAGGAGAUUCUCAAAUGCCCAAACCAAUCAAUCAAAGACCUGGAUCUGUUCAGUGAGCGCAAUGCUAGUCAGAUUGCGGAAUGGAACAAUCGAAUCGUCCUCCGUGACACGAUCCCACUGGUUGAUCUAGUCCGACAAUAUGCAUUGCAGCAACCAACCCAUGAAGCGGUUUGUGGAUGGAACGGGUCACUCACGUACGCACAACUGGAUAAAAUGACCACUCAGGUGGCACUUCGUCUACGGGAGAUGGGCAUUGUGCAGAACGAUAAAAUAUUGUUCGCCGUGGAGAAGUCGAUGUAUGCAGUUGUCGCUAUCUUAUCGAUCCUCAAAGCAGGCGCGACCUUUGUUCCUGUCAGUGCUGCAUACCCCGUAGAGCGCAUGCAGGCAAUCAUCGAUGUGACUCGUCCUCCUCUUGCUAUCUGUCUGCCGGAAGAUACCAAGGUGUUUGAGGAUCUCCAGGUCCGAGCCUUAGGGCUAGAUUCUUCUUUUACCAACAACCUAUCAACUGAUGAAGGUGACAAUCCUCUUCCUGCAUCAGACCUAGAUCGCACGGCAUAUAUCCUCUUCACCUCCGGAAGCACAGGACGACCCAAAGGUUGCGUCCACACAAACAGAACUCUGGGUGCUAUGAUCAACCAGGCUCCAUCGUUCCGCAUUGACCGCUCCAGCCGAGUACUUCAAGUUGCUCCGAUCGUCUUUGCUGCGGCUAUUGCUGAUACGAUUAUACCUCUGCUCGUCGGAGCAACCGUCUGCUUAGCCUCCAAAUAUGACAUGAUGAACGACAUGGCAGCUUCAGUCAAAAAGUUUCGGGCGACCUGGACCAUCAUGACCCCGUCCGCGAUUAGCACCUUGGAUCCUACGGAUUUGUCAGGUCUGCAAAAUAUGGUUGUGACCGGCGAGCCUUUGAGCGGUGCUCUUCUGAAAAAGCAUGCAUUCUCAAAAUAUCGGUCACUCUGCUACACCAAACAUAUGGCUCGCAGACCCAAUGAACAUCAAUCGACUUUCCCCAGUGGGUGCAAUGGAGAAAUGCUGAUCGACGGGCCAAAUAUUUCCCUUGGAUAUCUUGAUGAUCCGCAGAAAACGGCUAUCAGUUUCAUUGACGCCCCCGAAUGGCUUCCUAAAAUGUGCCCUAAAUCCGGUCGGCGGGUUUUAAGAACGGGUGAUCUAGCUCGAUAUCAUGCCGAUGGCUCCAUCAUAUAUGUUGGCCGCAAAGAUAUGCAAGUUAAGAUCCGUGGGAAAAGAAUCGAGCUGGGGGAGAUUGAAGGCCUAAUUCGUCUCCAUCUGUCGCUCGGUGAUACGGUGAUCGUGGAUGCAGCAGCCCCCCUAGACGGGGACGGUGCACCUUUGUUGAUCGCUUUCAUCUCUCUCUCUGGGAACCAAAUGCCCGAUUCCCCUUCUCCUCUGGGACAACCAAGUUCUAAUUUCCAAGAAGAGGCCUCGCGUCUUGACCUUCUGGUCCGCGCAGCAUUGCCUGAUUUCAUGGUACCCAAUAUGUACAUCCCACUCACUCGCAUCCCCAAGACUGCGUCUGGAAAAACCAACCGUCAAACUCUGAAGUUGGAGGUUGCUGGCAUGACAAGACAACAGGUUGAAGCCUACCAUGACGUCGCUGUUAAGCCACAACUCCGUCCUCAGACUGAGGUGGAGAUUUCUCUGCACAAACUGUUUUCCGAGGUAUUGAAGCGUGGCGAAGACUCAUUUGGAAUCCACGACAACUUUCUCCGAUUGGGUGGAGACUCAAUCAAAGCUAUGAUUCUCGUUCAGCUUUGCCGAAAGAGUGGGCUAUCUGUCGAUGUUGCUAAGAUUCUGGAAUCUGGCAGUGUUGCCCAGCUCGCGCAGAUGGCCGAUUGCUUGCCAGAGCCUUUAGCCGCGCAAGAUGAACGACACGUCGAAGUCCCCACCGCUGCUGUGACUGAUCAAUUGAUCGAUCUUGGUGUCACUAUUGAGGAAGUGGAAGCGAUGAACCCAUGCUCUCCGAUGCAGGAUGGUAUCUUGAUGAGCCAGCUAAAAAACCCACAGCACUAUGCGUUGCGAGUGCUGUAUGAGGCCCAGCCCUCCGGAAUGUCGUCGAACGUUGACAUUGGCCGACUUCAAACGGCAUGGCGGUUACUGGUUGAUGCACACCCUAUUUUACGAACAAUCUUCAUGACAAAUGUGACAUCCAGUGUAUUUGCGGUUCAGGUUCAGUUGAAAAAAAGUUACGUGCCACAGGUCGAAGAGAUGAAUGAGGACUCCAGCCCGACCGACAUCUUUGAGCAGCGCAAGGAAUGCCAGCCACCAAGCAUGUUGCCUCGACUUGACCUGCACGUCACCCCAUCUGGGCGCAUCAUGAUGGAAUUUGAGCUGUCCCAUGCAGUUGUUGAUGGCAUGUCCAUGUCACUUAUAGUCAGAGACCUUUGCAAUCUUUACAGUGACGCGAACCCGUCUCUUUCUGUUUUCAACUUUGUCGACCACGCGAAGUCCCAGCAGGGAACAUCUACAGAGAUCUCUUUAUCAUACUGGAAGCAUUACCUUGAUGGUGUUGAGCCAAGUCAGUUCCCAACAGCCGGUACUAGCUCGUCAAACGAGUCGGACGAUGUCGACCAGACACCCCGGUUCGUGGCAGUCUCUGCGGACGUUGGCUCGGCUGCAGACUAUCGAAAGCUUGCCCAGGAAACCGGCGCAACCGUAGCGAGCUUCGUCAAGCUUUCGUGGUCUCUUAUGCUGCACAUCAUGUGCCGCACGGAUGAUGUGUGUUUCGGAUAUCUGACCACGAGCCGUGACGCACCUGUUGAUGGCAUUUUAGAUGGUGUUGGGCCUCUGAUCGACUUGUUGGUGUUUCGCCAGCGACUUGAUCCGAAAUCCACGGUGGCACAGGUCUUGAAAUCAAUCCAAGCGGAUUUCGUCUCUACUCUGCCCCACAAGGGAGUCUCUCUGAGCGACAUUCGCCAGGCUUUGAACUUUGGCACUGACGAUGUCAUGUUUAACACUUGUGUCAGUCAUUUCCCUGCUACCACAUCCAAUGAAGCCGAAGACCUUCCGAUACAUCUUCAUGAGGUAGGACGUCAAGACCCCACUGACUUUGAUCUUUUCCUCGAGAUCAUGGAGUCAGAAAAUGAGAUCAAAUCAACCAUCAAGGCAUACACUAGCAUUAUCCCACUGCAAACAAUGGAGCGAGUGGCGACAAUCUUCGGUCACUUUAUGAGGACUAUUCUCACAGGCUCGGGUCGCGCAUUGGGAGAACUGGCAUUGGUUCCCGAGAAGGAUCUAGCCACCAUUGCGCAGUUGAACAGAAGCAUCGCGAACCCCGCUAUUGAGAGUUGCGUUCAUGAUAUCAUUCUACAACAGUGUCAGAGCCAGCCUACAGCACCAGCUGUCUGUGCUUGGGAUGGAGAAUGGACUUACGGUGAAUUGGAUCUUGUUUCAUCGUCCCUAGCACACCAGCUACAGUCAAAUGGUGUUGUGCCUGACUCUUUUGUCCCAGUUUUGAUGGACAAGAGUCGCUGGGUGCCAAUCGCUCUACUUGCCAUUCUCAAGGCCGGGGGUGCUUUUGUUCUCCUCGACCCCACGCAGCCAAUCCAGCGACUUCAAGAUAUCUGUGCUGACUUGAAGGCUAACACAAUUGUGCUGUCGCCAAAUUACCAUGAUACUGUCGCUCCUCUUGUCAGUAAUCUUGUUGUCGCUGGUAACGAGCAUCCGCCACCGGUUGGAGAUUCGGAGGUCGGCAACCCCCAAGGUGGAAAUUCACCCAAGCAAUGCGGCAUAUGCGGUCUUUAA